Molecule: messenger RNA, 704 nt
Organism: Lontra canadensis (Northern American river otter)
Lineage: Eukaryota; Metazoa; Chordata; Mammalia; Carnivora; Mustelidae
Product: putative ALMS1-like protein
Biological process (GO): regulation of centriole replication
Cellular component (GO): centrosome; centriole; cytosol
Source: RefSeq, a predicted model, not a curated record
CAGAAGAAAAAAUAACAGAGAAAAGAUUUCUUGCCAACUAUCUUGGGGACAAAAUGUUUAGGAAGAACAAGCACAGCUUCUGUGAAGGAGUUUCAUGGUUUGUUCCCGUGGAAAAUGUGAAGUCCGGUCCUAAGGAAAACCUGCCCCAGCAUCAUGGCCCUGGUAUCUGCUGGUUUGCACCAAUAACCAACACCAAACCAUGGAGGGAACCACUGUGGGGACAGAACUGGCAGGGACAGCACAUGGACAGCCACGGGGCACUAGCAGGCCCAGGCAGAGAGCCCCCAAGGCUGUUUGUGAGAGCCACGCUACAGGAAUCCCUUCAGUUUCACAGACCUGACUUUAUCUUCCGCUCUGGGGAGUGGAUAAAGUGUCUGAAGCUGAUAGUCCAGGAGAGGAAGCUGCAGAAGACGUCGCAGAGCGAGCGGGAGGCCCUGUUCAACGCUGUGAGAGAAUGGCAGGGCAGGGACCCUGUGCGCCCGCUUCUGAAAAGAGGCUUCCUGGAUGCCUGAAAGAACAGGCCUAUUGGGAAGAAAGAAAUGAUUCCGAGGUCUAAAUGGAUUUAUGAGCAGCUUCCAGAAGUUCAGAGAAAGAGAGACGAGGAGAAGAGGAGAUUGGAAUACAAGCCGUACCGGCUGCGAGCUCAGCUCUUCAAGAAGAAAGUGACCAAUCAACUCUUGGGGAGAAAAGUUCCCUGGAACUGA